AUGUCAAGAGAGUUGCUCACAACAUCGCUCAGGUGUAUCCCGCUGCUAAGGAGCAACAAGGACAUCGCUGUCAUCCCUGGAGGACACGAGAGCACACGGGAGUUUGCAGAGUUCUGUAAGGAAGUGCUGACGCUCAAGGACGAGCAGAUUGUAUACACUGACGAUCAGCAGCGAUCGUUCAACGAGUCCCUUGGAAAUUUUACAGACAGCGUGAAGGACAGAGUCCUCUCCUUUGCCUCCAAGAGCCAAGAUGAGGAAUGGCUGCUCAUUCCAUUCUCUAUAACGUCCAGAUUGAGAGACCUGGAGGUGGUCCUGAAGAGACAGCUGGGGACGAAAAACAUCAAAAUCGUCGGAGAGAGCAAAGAAUGGAUGUCAAGAUUUGGAAAUCGGGGAGUGAUACACCGACACGUUUCUGACCUCGACAAACUAUCGAUCAUCGAAGAACUGGGGCUAGACAUCACCGUCCCGAGGGGCUUCACUUGUUCCGAUGACAAGCAGUUGCUUGUUGCAUUUCGACUGUUGACUGACGGAGAUCCAAACGUGCAAGUUGUGAUCAAGCCUAUCCUGAGCAGUGGCCAAGGAAUGCUGUUUUAUGACUUCCCAUACGGUGAUGUCAUUCUCCAAGAAUAUCUACAAGUGGACAGGUCGCCAGACGGGAUGCACGUCAGCCCAACAGUACAGUACAUGCAGAACGACCUGUUGGACGGGCGUCCCUGCGAACGGAUUAUCAUGGGUUCAAUGACUUAUGGCUUACGCUCUUGCACUGCAACACAAGAGUUUAUGGACAAGAUAUCACAACAUUCAAGCCGACUCGUGGAAGCGAUUGCGCCGUCGGGGAUGGGAGCUUUUGCCUUCACCUCAGUCGAUGGCAAGCCGUACUUGACAGAUGCUCAUGCCGGCACCCUGUGCAUGGAGCACUUCACCAAGUUGUUCCAUGAGAUGUACGCGAAGGACGCUCGGUUCUGCUCGUGGAACUUCUAUCCGCAUCCGGGAAUGGACGUUUGGACAUUGUGGACAAGACUGUGUGAUCGCAACAUUGCUUUCAUGCCGGGCAAGUCAAAGCGUGGGGUAUUCCCGCUCCUAUUCUUGAAGAACACAACAGCAACUCUGAUCAGCAUCGGAGUCGAUGACGCAGAUGUCUCUCUCCUGCGAUCGCAGGCCGAGCAUGUUAUGCGUCUGGUAGACCUCAGCAACAAGAUUGAGUCUGUUGCUCUCAGUGAGAAUCGCCGGCAGCUUUGGAUCCAAAGUCCCAGGCCAGAGUACAAGCUCGUGACCCAGAGGUACAACCUUCCCAACAGGUGCAUCGGAUUGCUGCGACCAGGUGUGGAUGUCAUCGUCUUGCCUGGAGGACACGAGCCCACCAGGGAGUUCUGGAGUUUCAUGAAGGAUGUGUUGGACCUCGGAGAAGACCAGGUUAUCUUCUCGUCCGGAGAUUCCUACUGUCUGGAUGACGACAUCAACGAGACGAUCCUGUCAAGGCUGAGAAGCAUCAUACAGUCGUCGGGGAACUCGUGGACCCUUGUCCCCUACAUGGUUACGUCCAACUUCCAGCGGUGGGCAUGUCAGCUUGCUGAUCUCGAUGUUUCCGUCUUCGGGGAGGACCUGGAGUGGGUGCAGAAGUUUGGAUCGAAGGGCAUCUUGCACCGCCAUGUACGCAGCCUUGACACUCCUUCCAUCAUCGAGGAGAUCGACCCCAACAUCCGGGUUGCACGAGGAUACGGCUGCUCCACAGUGGACGACUUGGUGGAGGCCUACAAGCUGCUGGACUGCAAGGAGGUUGUGAUCAAGCCGGUGUUCGGGGCGGCUGGAGAAGGAAUCAUCUUUUGCAGCGAGCUCGAGCAGCUCAAGAUGUACGACUUUCCCAUGGGCGAUGUUUGCUUGGAGGAGUUCCUCGACCUUGACAAGGCGCCGGACGGUCUUGUCUUGUCCCCCGCCAUGCACUACAACGAGGGGGUACUCAUCGGCAAGGGGUUAGUGGAUCAGAUCAUGGUGGGAACAAGCUACAUGGGAUGGAGAAAGUCAGGGGCAACCAAGGUCUUCCAGAAGACAGCCAAUCGAUACAUGCAAAACGUCAUCCAGGCGACCAAGCCGAGGGGACCAGGAGGCGUCGAUUUCCUUUCAGUCAACGGCCUUCCCGUCCUUUCCGACAUCAACACAGGGCGAUUCAAUGGCGCUCAUUUCCCGAAGCUGUUUCAGGCUCGCUAUGCGCCUGACAGCUCGUUCUACUGCUGGAAGACAGCACCGGCCCUUGACUUUGACGUGUACGCCUUCUGGAGCAGGUUGGUCUCCAACGGCAUCGCUUUCAUUCCCGGCAAGUCCACGAGGGGCAUCUUCCCUCUCCUGUUCCUCCGAGGUCUUUCAGGCCUGUACGUUGCCUUUGGGGACACAAACGAAGAAGCGGAGGCCUUAGACGAGCACGCAUGCAUGGCGCUGCAUGACAAGGCGAACAACCUGCUGAAGCCUUCGGUCCCUCCUCUCCCCGUCGUCUCUCAGCAGAUGCAGUCCCGCUUCAAGCUCACCCUUAUCAAGAACGCCGAGGCGAUCUUUGCUCCCGAGGUCAUCAACGCCAAACACAUUCUAGUCGGUGGUACGCAGCUGCAUUCGUUUCAAUCUGCUUCUCCUUCAACUGGAUGGCUGAUAUGUCCCUCACCCUUCCCUUCUCGCCCCCUCCACCCCCCUCGCCCCCUUCCUUCUCUCCUGCCCCUGAGACCCCCGGCAGGUCUGACGACGGUCGUCGGCGUGCUGGGAACGGACUGCGUUAGCAGGAGCCUUGAGAACCUCUUGACCAAGUGCCGGGGCCUCAACGAGGACGGCAUCACCGCAUACAUGUGGACAGGAGCCUAUCGCAUCCCCGCGCCCAACAUCACUGGCUCCGUACGACGAGACAUCUGCCUGCUGGAGCAGUGCAUCGGGGUCGGGGAGUGUGCCAUCUCCGACCACAGGGGCUCCCAGCCCUCCUCUGAGCGCAUCCUCGACGUUGCGUCCGACUGUCGGGUGGGAGGGCUGCUGAGCGGGAAGGCCGGAGUCAUGUACUGCCACAUGGGGUUCGGGGAUGGGCUGCUGCAGCCGCUGUGGAAGGCGAUGAAGGAGAGCGAUAUACCCAUUACGACCUUCCUGCCCACCCACAUGGAGCGAUCGGAAGCCCUAAUCGAGGACGGAGCAAGGUGGAUCCGCAAGGGAGGCUACGUCGACUUCACCUGCCGCACCGUCAAGGCUCGUCUCGCCCUCCGCAAGUACCACCAGGAGGGGCUGCCCAUGGACCACGUGAUGGUCUCCUCCGACUCCUACGGCUCCCUCCCGUCCUUCGACGACGACGGCAACCUCGUCCGCUACACCUACGGCCACCCCAAGGCCUUCCUGCAGUUCAUUUGGAAGAUGUACUUCCAGGAGCAGUGGCCCCUCGAUCGGAUCCUCCCGCUCGUAACCAAGAACCCGGCCAAGUUCCUGAAGCUCAAGGGAAAGGGAGAGAUCAGCGUGGGCUCUGACGCCGACGUUCUCCUCCUCGACAAGAACACUCUCAAGCUCAAGUCCGUGCUGGCCAAGGGAGAGGUCAUGAUGACCCCCAAGUGGGUCCACCAGGGCAUGUUCGGCACCCCCAACCCAGAGAAGGUAGGGUCCAAGCCGAAGCGAAGCCACUCCUUCAACAAUAACACCUCAUGCUGCUAG
Guillardia theta CCMP2712 is the source of this 3666-nucleotide messenger RNA. RefSeq lists its product as hypothetical. Lineage: Eukaryota; Cryptophyceae; Pyrenomonadales; Geminigeraceae. The record is from RefSeq and is a predicted model, not a curated record. Bases 1 to 3666 code for a protein of 1221 amino acids. Gene Ontology annotation, molecular function: hydrolase activity, acting on carbon-nitrogen (but not peptide) bonds. The transcript has 10 exons.